Messenger RNA from Anas platyrhynchos (mallard), 4485 nucleotides. Lineage: Eukaryota; Metazoa; Chordata; Aves; Anseriformes; Anatidae. The record is from RefSeq and is a predicted model, not a curated record.
AGAGCUUAGGGAUAUGGUUUAGUGGAGGACUUUUAGGGUUAGGUCAGAGGUUGGACUCAAUGAUCUUGAGGUCUCUUUCAACCUAGAAAUUCCUGUGAUUCUGUGGUUCUGUGAGAGUAUCUGUUUAUGCCAAGUGCUUUCAAGCACUCCAGAAGGAACCUUUCUCUUCUCUCAGGGGACCAUGUGCGCACUCUUCCCCUUUGAGCUCUACCAGGAAUCUUCUCUCCAAGAGAAAAACCUGCCCUUUCUGAGCCUUGUUUUCCUUCGUGAAGGAUGAGGGCUCCUGCAAAGCCCGCUGCCCUGGAAGUGUUCUUGCCCUUAGCUUCAGAGGCUGUGGGCUGAGGCCUUUCAUGCUGCCUUUCUGAGAGAAAGCAGGCUGCAGGGAAACUGCCCUGAGCCUGGGGAAACCCUGAGGGGACGACUGCCCCACUGCCAUGGGACAGCUCCCACAUUAGCACCUCCACCUGAAAACGUUCCUUGUUUCUGCUUUCCUGUAGCAGAAGACGCAGAUGGAAAUGCAGAGGCUGCAGACAGAGAGUGCAUCCUCCAUGGCACUUGUGGAACUGAAAAAGUCUCUGCAGAUGGUACCAGUGGACAUGAAUCAGCAGCAUGUCCUCAUCCCUCACUCCCCCGAGAAGGCUGUAGCAGCUCCAUGUGCAAAUCAAGUGCCAGGUAAGUGUGGGCCAGCUCCCACAAAGGCUGGGAAAAGCUGAGCUGCAGCAGGCUGCCCGAGGGAUCCAGCAUGCGGGUUGCUCAGCUCUGGGCUUUGUCCCUGACCUAGCUGCCUCGGGGAGGCAAUGACCAUGCAGAGGCCCUGCCUCCAGGCUUCCCUCUGCAGAUCCACAAUCCUAAAGCUCCCCUGCAGCUGACAGUCACGCAUCCACAACGGAAGGAGGCUGUGCUCCCAGCUCCUGGGACUGGGGGAAGGCAGAGUAAAGAGCCUUUUCCCAGGUGAGGCUGAGAGGGAGCUGGAGGAUGCAGCCCCUGGGCUCUUGUCCGUGAGUCAGCGAGCAGCUUUCUUUGGGCACAGAGUCUGGGUGAACUCCACAGGUGUUCUGACACAGGUCCAUCUCAUGCCUUGUUCCUUGCUGGGUGUCUGGUUAAUAAGCAACAGCUUUUGCCACCAAAUCCUCCACUUGUGUGCUUGCAGAUUGCAAAACAGUGUGUUAGUGAUUGCCUUCUGCUCUUGGCAGCUGGCACAGCUGCAGGUGUAGGGCAGCAGCAGGGCAUCAGAUGCUGUGGCAUCAGUGACACACCAUGAUUGUGCUGCACCAGCCUCUUGGAGCUCUGCCUUUUAGGCAUUUCCUUCUUUCCACAGGAGCCAUCAGCCAGCCAGCUCUUUCACAGUGCUGGUGGACCCAACAGAUGCCCAUACGUGACUGCCCUCCUCUGCAGGCCAGUCUUAGUUACUCAGAAGCUCCUUGCUGCUUUUCCCUUAGGUGUACCUUCAGUUGGUGUCCUGAAUUAUGCCUGCCUGUCCUUGGACACCAGGACAUGCUCCUCCGCAAGAGCAAAGUCCAAGCACAGUUUUCCACAGCCUGGAAAAACCAUGGGCUGGGGGAAUGGCUCUUCCCUUCCCAGCCCACAGCAAACCCCUCUCGGAUGGCACCAAGACCAGCGCUCUACAGCAUUGAAAGCGGUGCCCUGGAGUCACACUGCCUUAGUUUUGCUUCCAUGAUUGGGCUCCACAUACCUCAUGGAGGAGUUGCAGGGGAAGCUCCCCUCUGUGUUGCAGAGCACACACUUGUCCCUCAGGACACCUCAGAGACCAUGCGUGAUGUGGCCAGUACGCAUAUGGAACCUACACUAAUGAUUCUUCGGAGACCUGAUGAACAUACAAGAGACUUACAGGAAAUUAAUUGAAUAUGUAUUUGUCCCACUACUAUAAGCAUGCUGCCAGUAACUGUUGGUGUGCAAGUGAGGUGGAGCUAUCCCCCUUGCAUCUGGCGUGUGUGCACAGCACCGAAUAAACAUACCUACUUUACAACUUUACAGGUUGUGGAGUCUGUUUUCUGCAAGUCAGUUUGUCAAGCCAGCCAGGAGACACUCUGCUCGGCUGCGGGAUCGGACGCCCCUAGGAGCGCCCUGGGUAUUUUCCUCAGAGGAGCCUCCGCUCCCAGCCGCUCCCUGUGGGAGCAGACCAUGACCUCCUGAAGCUGCAGACAAGCGUGGGUAGCUGCAACCACUUGGAAGAAAAAGCAGAAGAGGAGAGAGAAAUGCUGCCCAAAUCUUUGCAGUGUGAUCAGUGUUAAUAAAGCUUCUGACUGACCUCUUUUAAAAUGCACUUGCGUUAUUACACAUUUGGAGUCACAGUAUUCCCCAACACUCUAGUGCAGUCUUUGGCCAUCCACCCACUGGCUGCUUCAGAGAAGGAAUGAAAACGAAGAGGCUCUAACUCCAGUGGUCACCCUGCUGGCUAAAAAAUCACCAGAGCUGAGGGUCACGCACAGAAAGUGGAAGGGGACGGUGCUCCCUGCACCUAUAGCUGGAUGACGUGGGAAGGUUCAGCCCAAGGAAAAGUCCUGGACAGUGCUGAGAGAAGUUGCAGCCUCCUUUCCUGCUCCUGGGGCAAGGCCUGGGGCCAGCACCCUGCAGUGACCCUCACAGCCUGCGGACUGCUCUGCCCGAAUCUCCAGGGUGCAGCAGUCUCCUUGGGGAGGCAGCUCCCUGACAGGGCAGGCUGCAGCCCCUGUUGUGACACGCGAUGAGGCAACAGCGGGGCCGUCUGUGACAUCACACCACGUCCUGCUCAAAAGCCCUGUGCGCCGCGACCUGCCCUCACUUGGCUGCGAGGCCUUCAGGAGGCAGUGGCUGGUGCUGCUCUGCUGGUGCUGCCGCUGUGAUCUUGAGGAGCUGCCUUGCAGAAAGGAGCCAAAGGCACUGGGAAGCAGCGUCCCCGCGUGGGACAAUUCCUGCUGACGAGUGGAGGAGGCCCGGAGCGAGAUGGAGGCCAGGAGUGCUCCCAUCCUGUGCAACGGCCGCCUCAUGUGUCCAACACUCAUGCACCUCCAGGACGAUGAGAUUGUGAAAGUUUGGGAUGCAGUAUCCCACUUCAUCCGCAGGCAGUUUGCGCUGAACAAGGGUGUCACAGUACCUGGGCUGGGCACCUUCUUUGCUGUUAAACAGGACCGGCCCAUGGCAGGCGUUAAGCUCCUUGAUGCAAAGAAGCCCGUCUUCCAGGUUUCGGAGCACUUUGCCAAUGUUCAUGGGCUCCCUUACAAGAAAGAAACUUUUCCUGGAAUACCUCCAUUUGUUUUCCUGAAUUAUGCCUGGCUGUCCUUGGACAUCGGCAUUCCUCGGGACACCGUGCAGCGCUGCAUUCAGGAGACCCUGCUCUUUCUCUCCUACAGCCUUGCAAAGAAGCAGGCUGUGGAUUUCAUCUUCAAGGACAUCGGCCGUCUGGUCUUCCGCAAGAGCAGAGUCCAAAUGCACUUUUCCUCCGACUUUGUUCACAACCUGAAUAGCAACGGCCAGCUGUUGAAAUGCCGCCUCACUAGGUUAAGCACAACGGAUUUGGCCACAUCGGAGAGAAAAAGCAUGGUCCCACACCCAGCUUCUCGAGGUGUCAUCAUCUUUCCCAGGAUUGGGCUCUACAUAUCUCGGGGAAGAGCUGCAGGGGAAGGGUCUCUCCAAGCACCCAAGGGUUCUGCUUUGGAGAAGAAGGGAGACGCAAGUGUGGAGGGAGAGUCUACCAGAAGAGGGAUGCCUCCUAUUAAGAGCCAGCUGCUUACACCCAAGAGUCUCUCUCUAUCCAGACUCUCCAAGAUGAAAGGGGAGGCAUAUCUGGGCCAGGCUGCAGGGGAAAAAGUGCCUUCACCCAGAAUGCCAACAGCAAGUCAGGAGAGCAACUCAAAGAUGGCAGAAGAGGGGAAGGGCAAGCACUGUGCUGCAGCCUGGCCCCAAAAUCAAGCCCCUGCCUGUGAAGGUCAACGGAGAGCAGGACAGGAAAUACGCUGCCUGUACCGCCAAGAAGAUGAGAAAACUCUGCAGGCAUUGUUGGUUGAGGAGCAGCUGAAGAAAGAAUGGGAGAGACAGAACAUGUGGGCACAGUGCAAGGCUCGUGGCAAAACGAACGGGGGAGAGAGUAUCUGGCAGAAGACGCAGAUGGAAAUGCAGAGGCUGCAGACAGAGAGUGCAUCCUCCAUGGCACUUGUGGAAUGGAAAAAGUCUCUGCAGAUGGUGCCAGUGGACAUGAAACAGCAGCAUGUCCUCGUCCCUCACCCGCCGGAGAAGAAGGCUGAGGCAGCUCCUCUGAGCAAACCAAGUGCCAGCUGCCUUUCAGUGCGGACUGAGCGCAUCAGGAAACAGCUGGUGAAGAGAAAAGAGGUCCUGCAGAAAGACAAGACCAAGAGCAGAGUUGUCCACAUCCCUGGAAAUUCUGCAGAGGAUCUUCUGAUUUGCGUUGGUGAGAAAAUCCCUGUGCUUCCAAUGCCAAAGAUGACACGAGCAUCAGGGAAACCAGCGAGGACCCCUCAGCAGCUGUGA